Girardinichthys multiradiatus is the source of this 1147-nucleotide messenger RNA. Its product is annotated as C-C motif chemokine 4-like. Gene Ontology annotation, cellular component: extracellular region. Gene Ontology annotation, biological process: immune response. The record is from RefSeq and is a predicted model, not a curated record. The transcript is spliced from 3 exons. The coding region runs from base 477 to 857 and encodes 126 amino acids. NCBI's taxonomy places the organism in Eukaryota, Metazoa, Chordata, Actinopteri, Cyprinodontiformes, Goodeidae. Gene Ontology annotation, molecular function: chemokine activity.
GGGAGAGUCUGGAACACAGAGAGCUGCUGAUGGAGAUCCUCCACCAAAGAUAAAGACAUGAAUCCUGAAGGACGGACAGGAACAGCAGCAGGAAUGUUAGAAGACAGCAGGAUCUAUGGAUCAACAAAGGAAAACAGGCUGAAUGUUGAACUGAUGACAAGAUGAACAGGUGAGGACUUUCUCAUUCUGACAUCAGUCUCAGGUUUAGUAAAGAUGUUCCUGCAGCUCUGCAGAUAUUUGAGUUUCAUGUAAAAUGAAGAGAAAUAUUCAGUCAGAGACACAUUCCUGCAGCUUUAAUCAGGAUGGAAAUCCCUGUUGAUUUUGUGGAAGGCUUUUAGCAGGAACUUUGACUUUUCUCCGUAGAGCAGAAAAUAUCCAGAGUGAAAGAGAAAGCAGAAGAAGAAGAAGAAGAAGCAGAGGAAGGAAACCUGCUGCUUUCUGAGAACACAACUAUUCAUGAAUGUGACGGAGAGGAGAUGUCAGCUGGAUAUAAACAGAGCAGAUCAGAUCGGUCCUGCACAGACUUCCAGACCUCCAUCCAGACAGCAGAACAUCCAUCCAGAACCAUGAAGAUCCUGCUGACUCUCUGCCUCCUGAUCUUCCUCUGCUUCCUGUGUUCCAGCUCUGCAGCUCCACUUGGUCCAGGGCUGGUGCCCAUGGGUUUCUGCUGCUCACACAACACCAAUAUGACGAUUCCUAAAGUGAAGGUGAAGAACCUGGAGAUGUCUUCUGGGCACUGCAAACUCAGAUCUGUCAUAGUCAUCACAGAGAGGAAGAAGUUCUGCCUAGAUCCCAACGGGAGCUGGACCCAGGAACUACAGAGAGAGUUUGAGAAAGAGGCCUCCACUGACCUGUGAAUCUGGGUCAGAACCAAGUUUGGUUGCGCAGAAAGAACCGUUUUGAUGUGAGCUGUUUCUAGUGACACACUGGACGUGUCACUUAGUGACUGAUUCACAACUUGAACUCAUAAUUUAUGAUUUUACAGAAACUUUGGGUUGUUUUUCUCCUUGUUUCAGUUUGUCAGCUAGAAAACAUGUUGCUAUGAAGGUUCUCUCUGAGAUCAGAAGUGGAGCUCAUGUUCAGUUCUGGUUUCAUGCAGUUUACACAAUUAAGUUACUCCUUUCACAAUAAAAGCUCUCUUUUUGUA